Messenger RNA from Naumovozyma castellii, 4386 nucleotides. RefSeq names its product protein kinase HSL1 (gene HSL1). Lineage: Eukaryota; Fungi; Ascomycota; Saccharomycetes; Saccharomycetales; Saccharomycetaceae. The transcript has a single exon. Bases 1 to 4386 code for a protein of 1461 amino acids. The record is from RefSeq and is a predicted model, not a curated record.
AUGGCGAUCUCUAUGUCAAUUCCCAAGAACAUUACGAAACACCAUUAUUUUCACCAUGCUCACCCUUCAGCAGCAGCUAAACAGGCAGCCAAAAAUGCUAUGGCAAAGAAAGAAUCGAUAGAUAAGAAGCCUGUAAAGUAUGUCCCUAAAGACUCCAAUGCUAAAACGAAUGCUCAUCUAGAACGUGUUAUUCAAUCAGUCAACGAUGCUACCAAGAGACUAUCUCAACAGGAUUCUCAAUUCAGCACAAGUACAGACACAAAGUCAUCAAAGAGAAAAUCAAGAGACACUGUCGGUCCAUGGAAACUAGGGAAGACUUUGGGAAAAGGAUCAUCUGGAAGAGUUCGUCUGGCCAAGAAUAUUGAAACAGGUCAACUGGCUGCUAUAAAGAUUGUUCCAAAGAAACAUAAAUUGUUUAUGAAAAGUUCACAUUCCAAUGUCUCAUUCUUUUCUGCUGCUUCUAACUCAAACUCUAAUAUUUCAACCUUAGCAACUUCUCCUCCAAUGAAUAAUGGAUCCGAGAAAAACCAGCCCAAUCCUUAUGGUAUUGAACGAGAAAUUGUAAUCAUGAAACUUAUAUCUCAUCCUAAUGUUAUGGCGUUAUAUGAGGUCUGGGAAAAUAAAUCUGAAUUAUAUUUAGUAUUAGAAUAUGUCGAUGGCGGAGAAUUAUUCGAUUAUUUAGUCUCCAAGGGAAAGCUAUCCGAGAAGGAGGCAGUUCAUUAUUUCAAGCAAAUUAUUCAAGGGGUAUCAUACUGUCAUUCAUUUAAUAUUUGCCAUCGUGACUUGAAACCGGAAAAUUUGUUGUUAGAUAAAAAGAAUAAAUCAAUUAAAAUAGCUGAUUUUGGAAUGGCUGCAUUAGAACUACCCAACAAAUUAUUACAAACUUCAUGUGGGUCUCCUCAUUAUGCAUCCCCAGAAAUUGUAAUGGGUAAGUCUUAUCAUGGUGGCCCCAGUGAUGUGUGGUCUUGCGGUAUUAUCCUUUUUGCCUUACUUACCGGUCAUUUACCUUUCAACGACGAUAAUAUUAAGAAGUUGCUUUUGAAAGUCCAAGCUGGAAAAUUCCGUAUGCCAAGCACUCUAUCCCCUGAAGCCCAAGAUCUAAUCUCUAGAAUACUGGUUAUUGAUCCUUCCAAAAGAAUAACAACGGAUAGAAUUUUGAAUCACCCAUUGAUCUUAAAAUACGAACCAGCGGGCAAAAAUAUGGUUAGCGGUAAAUCAAAUUCGGAUUUACAUGUUUUGGAACACAUAUCACCUCAACCUAUCAGUUUGACUUCAAGAAAUGAUAUUGAUGCCUCUAUAUUAAAGAAUUUACAAAUUUUAUGGCAUGGAACCUCAAGAGAAUUAAUUAUCGCUAAACUAUUACAGACUCCAAUGUCUGAAGAAAAGCUGUUUUAUUCUCUCUUGUGGCAGUAUAAACAACGUCAUACUAUCCAACCAAUAAAACAGAAGGAGCAGACAUCGUUACCUGUUCCUAAGAUGAUAUCAUCUCUUUCGCAUACUCCGCUGGUGGCAAAAUUGCAACAUGCAAAAUCAGAUACCUCUAAAAUAGUUAUUAUCAAUGAACAAGACGAAACUGAAGUUGAAGAAGGAGACAAAGAGAAUAAAGAAAAUAAUACGCCGAAGCUAUUACAAAAACCACAAUUUAGUAUUCCUUCAUUGAACCAAACCAAAAAUUCAGAGCACAUUGAGGAACUACCAUCAUUGCCACCAGCUGUUCCUAUUUUUACAGCUUCAUCUUCAAGAAGUUUUAGUAGGUCUUUUUCAACUACAUCGUUGCAUUCUAAGAAACUCAUGUCAACGUCUACAUCGAAGAAAUCUAUAUCUAAAUCGGCAUCUAAGAGAACCUUGAGAGUAUCAGCAUCUAAGGGAAAUUUACACAAAUCCUUAUCCAAGAAAUCGCUUGCAAUUCCUAAUAAAAGAAGAACAUUACAUAACUCUGAAUCCAAGAGAUCAUUAUAUUCGCUUCAAUCAAUCUCCAAGCGUUCCAUAAAUCUUAACGAAUUUGUUGCCGAAGAUAUUCCUUUACCAGCUAAUUCAGUGAACGUACUUAAAGGUUCUGCAUCAUCUAAAUCGUUAAGCUCGAACAAUGACUUCGAAAUAUUGUGCGAACAGAUUUUAUUUGGAAACGCAUUAGAUAAAAUUAUGGAAGAAGAAGAAGAAAGAGAAGAGAUAGAAGCUAAUAAGGAUGGUAAUGAAGUCUCUCCUACAAAUUUAAUCCAAAGUGAUGAAACUGUUAUUAAAAAUUCUGAUUUUCCAACAACUGAACAAACAACUACUACUCCUAGCAAUGUCUUCAUGAAUGCAUCUAGUGUUUCAAUGGACACGUCCAUGGAAAGAGAAAACAAUUAUCCUGAUAUGAAACCAAUGUUUGCUCUCUCUGGCCCAGCUUUAAAUGAAAAUAGCCCACUAGCUUCUAUUUUAAAUCGGAAUAGAAACCCAACGAAACAAGAAACAACGACCAGAGUGCCACUUAAGGAUGUUACCAAUCGUCCAGAAUUUAACGAGAUGUACAAGAUAGAUAAAUCUAACUUCUCUAAAAAUGCGGAGCAGCUGCAGCAAAAGAAGAAUAGCAUACCGGGGGACUACAAUCUUCGAAUCACUUCUGAACCUCCAGUUUCUGACAAAUCGCACUCAUUAGAUCCUCGUAGAAAUUUUUCUCAACCCAAUGGAGUAGAUGUGCUUGAAAGCAUGUUGAAAAUGCUGAAAUCAAAACCUGCAUCGAAUAAAAAAUUGAAGGAUUAUGAAAACGUACCAUCAUCUACUUCACAACCACCAUUAAAAGAGGAAACUAUUUUGCAGAAUACAGCAUCUGAACUUCAACCGACGGUAACAAACAAUUCUGAUUCGGAUCCUAGUGUCUUGGCACAAUCAAGCAUAAUCCACAAUCCAUUAUUAUCAUUACCUUCUGGUUUAUUGAAUUCAUCAAUGACAUUUAAGAAUUUGAAUCAAUUUUUGACAGAUGAAUCUGAUGGAGCUGAGCUACUACCUGAAUCAAAAACCUUAAGUAGGCUACGAUCUUCCACUCUACGUAGAACACAAUCUAGGACAAAACUGAGCGAGAUUCUCGUUCAAGAAAAUGACGGAGGACAUAAACACACAAUAUCAUCUACGAGUAACGCCGAUUCUGAUUUUAACGAAUUUUCUGAUUUAAGCUUUGCCAUGGACAUUCAACCUAAGAUAUUUAAAGCCCAGGCUGUGCAAAUAACAAAUAAUGGCAAUAUUGAUCACCCUCUAAAACAAUAUAACCAUGAUAUUAGAAUCCAUACCCCAACAGCAAAUGAUUCCGCUAUUAACAUCUUUGAAGAUCCCUUGGCUGACUCUAGCUCAUAUGAGACGACAUCAACCGAAAGUUUAUCUGAUAGAAAUGUUCCAAAGAAAGCUGUCUCAAUUGAUACUCUAAAUACCACCAACGUUAUGACAUCACCAGCUGACGUACGAGUUAGUUUGUAUGUAAAUAAUCAGCAGACCUCUGCGAAUGAUCUACCAAGAGAAACCACAGAAGAAAUAAUCUCCAAGUUUAAACUGUCUCCUGAGAAACCUACAUCAAUUGAGAAAAGGUUCUCAGACCUGUUAAAGCCAAGUAAUAUAUCUACGAUAUCAGAAGGUGCUGCGUCAAUGUUCAAAGAUCUUGAGGAAGAGGAAAGUAGCAUACAAAGUAACGUUUUGCCCAUAGCUAAGGGAGCACAAAGAUCGAAGAGCGUUUAUACUAACAAUAAAGAUCCUGAGAACAGAGUUACUAUGUUAUUUGAUGAAGAAGAGUAUGAUUGCAGAAAAAACGUUGAACAACUUUACAAGGAGGACGUUGAGAAUUGCAUAAUUGAAGAGGAAGAAGAAGGAGGAGAACUAAACAUUAAGAGGAAACAAUUACCCAACGAGUCUGCGAAACUUGAAGUGGAUAAGGAGAAAAAAGCAACAAAACUUCCAACUGUAACGAAGGAUACCAAAAAGGAGAGCACCAAGUUCGAAAACCGUCCAUCGUCCUAUAGUAAGCAGAAUUGGUUUUCUAAGCUUUUCGAUGGAUUCAAAACCCACUCAACAGGUAAUAAAAUUGCCAUAGACCAUAUGACCUCUAUUCCAUUCGAUGACGUUCAUAUGAUUACUUUGAGCGAGUUUGGGAAGGGCGGUAUUGACUACCAACUGAAGAAAUUAGAUAGAAAAGGAUCCAGGGAAAAUGUGGAGUAUGAUUGUAACUUUGUAAAAGGAAAUUUUAAGUUCAAAAUCAAGAUCGUUGGUACAGGUGUCUCUCGCAGCGAGCAAAAAGGGUCCACUUUAAUUACUAUCAAGAGAAGAGGAAGAAAUACUAAUUCUCACUCAGAGGCCAGUUUUAAAACAUUUAAUAAUGACAUAACUAGGAUCCUUAGAGAAAUGGAAGCAACAAGAGCCUGA